AUGGAUAGGAGGAGAUUAAAGAAGAAUUCAAGAACUAUAGACAAAAAAAAAAGAAGAGCUCAAGCGGCAAACUAUUUAAUAGAAAAUAAUGAUAAAUACAUUCAUAGAUACCCGGAGAAAGAGCUUGAGUGGAAGGAAACCAAUUCUGAUGAAGAAAAUGAUAUAAUUGGUGAAGAAUCUGCUGUUAAAGAAAAGACAAUGUCAAUUCAUAUAUAUGAAACAUGGUGGUGUUCUUCUGCACUUCAGCAUUUAUUACAUGAUCGGAUUGAUCUGACCGUUGAAAAACUGACGAAAAAACCUCGAAUUCUAAAAAUUAAAAGAGUUCAAAGAUGUAAAACAACAACAAGUAUGCCUCCAGUGGAUACACCAAAUUGGUGUUUGACCAACGAGGCUCUUAAAAGAUUUAAUCAUUCAACAAAUGAAAUUCCAACAUAUGAUUAUAAUACUGAUCAAGAUGAAGAAAGUGACGAAUAUCAUAACGAUGAAUAUGAAAAUAAAAAAAUAAAAAUAAAAAAAACAAAAAAAGCAAAAAAAAGGUAAAAAACAUAAAAAUAAUAAUAUUAUGAUUAAAUACUUUUAUUAGGUUAUUCUUAUCAAUUGGCAUUUAUACGAAUUGAUUAAAAUAAAGUUGUAUGUAAGAUUAAUUUGAACAUUCAAUCCAAUUAAUUUUAAAAUAAAAUAUGUAUAUUUUU
Messenger RNA from Rhizophagus irregularis DAOM 181602=DAOM 197198, 692 nucleotides. NCBI's taxonomy places the organism in Eukaryota, Fungi, Glomeromycota, Glomeromycetes, Glomerales, Glomeraceae. The record is from RefSeq and is a predicted model, not a curated record.